Molecule: messenger RNA, 1121 nt
Organism: Melanotaenia boesemani (Boeseman's rainbowfish)
Lineage: Eukaryota; Metazoa; Chordata; Actinopteri; Atheriniformes; Melanotaeniidae
Gene: ostc
Product: oligosaccharyltransferase complex subunit
Exons: 4
Coding region: 76-525 (149 amino acids)
Cellular component (GO): oligosaccharyltransferase complex
Source: RefSeq, a predicted model, not a curated record
CAAAGCUGACGCGCAGGCGCACCAAAGCCAACGGCAACAUCUCCAUCGCUGUAGGAGCAGAUAUUUGUACAGACUAUGGAGACUUUAUACAGUAUUCCGUUUACAGUGCUGGAAUGUCCGAAUGUAAAACUGAAGAAACCGUCAUGGCUGCACAUGCCGUCGGCUAUGACUGUGUACGCGGUUGUUAUCGUGUCCUACUUUCUCAUCACAGGAGGUAUUAUCUAUGAUGUUAUUGUAGAGCCACCAAGUGUGGGUUCAAUGACUGAUGAGCAUGGACACCAGCGGCCAGUUGCCUUUUUGGCAUACAGAGUAAAUGGGCAGUACAUUAUGGAAGGACUGGCGUCCAGUUUUCUCUUCACAAUGGGUGGCCUCGGCUUCAUCAUCCUGGAUCGCUCCAAUGCACCAAACAUUCCCAAACUCAAUCGCUUCUUGUUGCUCUUCAUUGGGUUUGUCAGUGUUCUACUCAGCUUCUUCAUGGCCAGAGUAUUCAUGCGCAUGAAGCUGCCAGGAUACCUCAUGGGCUAAGGAUACAGAAGGUUAAUUCAACCAAAAUACCAAAUACUUUUGGAAACCUACAUGCAUUUGAAUUCAGGAUCAUGGAUAGCAAUUGACUAAUCAGAUUAGAUACCAUACAGAAAGCACUGACCUUGUUUAAGAUAGAAGACCAGACUGCUCUGACAGUCACACUGGCUGCAUCUCUUCAGUGUUUAGUGACUUCCUUCCACCUCUUUCUCAAAUGUCUUUAUAUUGGUGAAACAAAAGGUCAUCAGCAGAUCUCUAGAAUUUGGCACAAAUGCAUCCCGUCCAUUUUUACCAUAAUGCGUUUGUAGUACUAUUACCAAUCUGUCAUGUUUCUGUAAUAAUUAGCAAUUAGUAUUAUUGCUGGCUAAAUAUGUAAAAGAAGAAAAGGAAGUGACUGAGCACCAAUUUAGAUGGAACCAUUGAUAUAAACAAGAUUAGCACUGUCUGAGUCAUUGUCUGAAUAAUGUUUAAGUUACCGGGUUUUGUAUUGAAACGAUAAAAGCCACAAACUUGUAAAAGUGGUGUUUUUUGGGGUUUUUUUCUUUUCUUUUUUUUUUUUUUUUGUACAAGGCUGUGGAAUAAAACUUAAUUUUCACACA